Messenger RNA from Acaulospora colombiana, 792 nucleotides. NCBI's taxonomy places the organism in Eukaryota, Fungi, Glomeromycota, Glomeromycetes, Diversisporales, Acaulosporaceae. The record is from the annotation of a GenBank genome assembly.
AUGCAACAAUUCGAAUUACUCGAUCCACCUUCUGAUGCCAUAUCCUCCGUCGUAUUUAGCCCAACAACCUCGAAUCACUUACUGGUGUCGUCGUGGGAUAAGAAUGUGAAGCUAUAUGAUGUUGAGGAAAACCUGCUCCGGGGCUCUUAUAAUCACAACGCAGCAGUUCUUGAUUGUUGUUUUUCCGACGGUGCUCAUAUAUACAGUGCCGGCCUAGAUCAUUGCAUAAAAAGUUUUGACAUCAAUACACAUAACGAAUCCAUAGUGGGAACCCACGAGAAUGCCGUAAAGUGUAUCGAGUACAAUCUAGAAAACAGUUCCUGGGAUCAGACCAUUCGGUUAUGGGAUGUUCGUAAUAACGACGCACAGACCGGAAGAUAUCAUAUGGGUCCUGAUGCCAAGGUCUUUGCGAUUUCUUUGGUCUCAUUUAAGUUAGUGGUUGCGACUGCCGGAAGACAAUUUUUUAUUUACGACAUAAGGAAUAUGUCAGAAACACUGCAAAAACGGGAGAGUAGCUUAAAGUUUAUGACUCGGCACGGCACGUUCGCUUCGGGAGGAUCCGACGGUGUCGUUAACAUAUGGGAUGGAUUUAACAAAAAACGUCUCCGACAAUAUCCGCAAUAUCCGACCAGCAUCGCUAGCUUGGAUUUCAAUAAGGAUGGCACAUACUUGGCCAUCGCUAGCAGUUACACAUUUGAGGAAGGCGAAAAAGAUCAUCCGCCCGACUCCGUCUUCUUAAGACCCAUCAGUGAGAAUGAGUGCAGGCCCAGACAUUUGGCAUCCACUGCCUGA